CUCGUACGGCAGCUUGGAUUGGAUGAAGAUGCAGAUAUAAUACAGUGCAAUGAAGAUAUCAAUUAUGAUCCAGUUGAGGUCAAUAGACAAGGUGUCACCCAUGACAGUGAAAGUGCCGAGAGCGAAGAGAUCUCUUUGAAUUUCUCAGAUUCACCAAGUCCAACUCACGGGGUUAAUGAUCACGGGAACGAAUCAGAAAGCAGCGUUGGUUCAAACUUAUGCAUUGAUGAAAAUGAUCCUGAAUCUAAUAACUUAGAGUCUUGUGGGACUAACCCAGAAUGCUCUCCUCUUCCUGUCUCAAAUUCACGGGAUGUUACUGCUCUAAAAUGUGCACAAAAUGAUGAUUCUGUUAGAAAAUCAGCAACUGACAUGAAGGAACGAAAACUUCUAUCUGGUACACUUCAAUGGUUAUGGAAGUUUGGACGGAAUAAGAGUGAGGAAACAUCUAAGGUAGCAGCUGCUUCUGAAGAUGAAAAGGCUUUGAACGGUCAAAGUGGUCAGAGCAACGUAGCUGACUCUACAGCUGAUGGGUGUGAUAGCUCUUCUGGAACCUGCAGCGAAGAAGCAGUAGAUCGUAAUUUGAUGCUUAACUUUAGGAAUCUUGGACAAUCCAUGCUUGAGAACAUCCAGGUUAUCGAGUCUGUUUUCCAGCAGGAUUCUGGUCAAGUGGGGCUCUUGGAUAACACAUCGAAAAAUAGUCUCAUUGGCAAAGGACAAGUUACAGCCAUGACAGCUCUCAAGGAGCUGAGAAAUAUCAGCAAUCUUUUAUCGGAGAUGUGAAGUAUAUACAUAUAUACAUUGGUAAAUUGUUUCUAUCUGGAGUGGCAGAAUAAACAGUCUUUCGGCUUCUUCUAUUUUUUUUNCUGCUAUU
Molecule: messenger RNA, 871 nt
Organism: Olea europaea var. sylvestris
Lineage: Eukaryota; Viridiplantae; Streptophyta; Magnoliopsida; Lamiales; Oleaceae
Exons: 2
Coding region: 370-780 (136 amino acids)
Source: RefSeq, a predicted model, not a curated record